CCAUUUUUCAUUAUUUCGGGACAACAUAAAUUUUCAUCAGUUUAACACAACUACUGAUGCCAAACAUUCUGCUUUAAGAAUAAUGAUUACAUUUUAUGAUCCUGGACCCAGAACCUUUCCUGUCUUACUUUUGAUAAGAUACUCCAAAAAACCUACGCCUCUGAAUUUCAAUUUAAAGCAAGUUCAUUCUUUGGAUGAAAACUCCACACAGAUAUUUAUUCCUGCAUACUCUUUAAAAGAUUCUGGCAGUGUCUACCUGGCUUUGAUGGAUGCAGACUACAACAGGCACCCAAAAAAUGAAUACAUAUCCAAAACUGUACAAUAUGCUGUUGACAUUCAGUGGACACAGUGUUUGUCCUGGCAUAACAGGCAAUGGAAUUCUGAAGACUGCUCUUCUCAGAAAGGCACCACAACAGCAAUGUCCAUUUGCAGUUGUACACGGCUGGGAUUGUAUACUACUGCCAGUAGACAUGUGUUGUCCUACUUUGACAAGGAAGAUGUCUCACAGUUUAUAAGCACCACAAAAAAUCCUAUUCCAGGGAUUGUGGUUGGGAUUUCCAUUAUCUUCUACAUUUUGUUCAUGAUCUUUGGUAAAAUAAAGGACCAGCAUGAAGAUCAGAAAAAUGCAAUUGUGUUUCUCCAGGAUAAUUCUCCAAAUGACCAGCAACAAUAUGCUAUUAUGAUUGAUGUAGGAUUUCGAUCUAGACCUAAAUCAACAGCUAAGGUUUACAUUAUUUUACAUGGUGAAGAUGGCAUGUCUGAAACCCGAGAGCUAGAUUGUCCUGACAGACCUCUUUUUGAAAGAAAUUCAAGGAAUGUAUUUAUUAUGAGUGUACCCAAUAGUCUUGGUCCAUUAUGGAAAAUUCAUAUUUGGCAUAACAACAGUGGUCACUCGCCAAAGUGCUGGCUGGCAGUUGAUGAAGGAGAUGGGAAAGUUGAACGUGAAUUGACAUGUGCAGGACAUGGAUUAGGCUUCAGACGGCUCUUCUACUGCAAAUUCACACAAUAUUUGGAGGAUUUCCAUUGCUGGGGUUCAGUCUUUAGCCGACCAUCUUACAGUUGGUUCAGUCAUACUCAAAGAAUAACCACAUGUUUUGUCCUGUGUUUGGGGUAUAUGUGUUUCAACAUCAUCCUCCUUCACUGGAAAGUUGAUCAGAAUUUUAAGUAUACUGCUGAGAAUGGACUCAUUGACAUUUCUACCACUUCCCUGAUAUCUGGAUUUCAAUCUACAAUGGUUGUGUAUCCAAUUGCAUUAUUAUUAUCACUUCUGUAUAGGUAUAGUAAGAAGGUGAAUAAAUAUCUCAAAGAAGACCAUUCUAGGAUUAAGGCCUCUAAUAUAAAUUAUCAUGAAGGUCAUCAACAUUAUAUACAAGAAGCAGACACAAUUCUUCAAUCUAGUUUGGCAUGGCAGCAUUUCCAGUACUGGGCAUAUGAUACAUGGAAGAAGAAAUAUCAGAGAGAAUUUUCCACUUCAAGUAUUCACUCUAGAGAUGGCAGAAGAAAACACAAAAGUGGCUGUCCCUCACCUACUCAGAGCGCCACUGGAUGUGAAGACUGCAGUUGUAAUAUUAGUCAUUGUCAGACACCCGGACUGAAAAACAUCAAGGAUUGCUCAAAUGGCACUUGCUUGGAACAAUCAUCAGAUCUUGGACUGUUUGACAUUUCCUUUCUAAAUGAGUACAAGGUUUUGCCCCCAUGGUGUGUUUAUGUGGCCUGGUCACUUUGUGCUGCAUUUAGUAUGGGAUUUGGAAUCGUAACGGUGGUGAUUGGAAUCAGAUUCAGCACUGCUAAGUGUGUUCUUUGGCUGCAUGCAGUUUUUUUCUCUAUGAUUUACUGCAUUUUUAUUGUGCAACCCAUUUUGAUUUUACUCAUAGCACUUUUUGUUGCAUGGAGAAAGAAAGAAAGAACUGACUUUUUUGUGGAAGCAUUAAGUGAAGAUGUAAAGUAUAUUGCUGGUGAACAUUAUCUUCAGUUACCGCAUUUAACGGCAACUCCUCAGAGUUAUCACGAAACAUCAAACUUUGAAAAGAUCCUUGCUGCCCGGAAGAGAGCUCGGUACCUAAGACUGGCACGACCACCCACUCGUCCUCAACUAAAAAUAGCCAGAGACAAGGUCAGAAGGAAGACAGUUGUAAAGAAAAUAUUCAGGGAUUUUAUGGCAUACAUCAUCAUGACUUCUAUAUUUGUGUUUAUAACAUUUGGGAGGUAUUCAAACAAUGAAUAUCUUCUAAACCAAGCAGUAAGAAAUGAAUUUAUAAGAAACCCUGUACAACUAUUUAACGAAAUCACAACAGAGGAUCAGUGGUGGAACUGGGGCUUAAAUGUACUACUUGACCGCCUAUACUGGAAUAAUUCACAUAAUGAUAUAUAUUCCAGAGAGGUUGGACCAUUAGAAGGGAAUUAUUUUCUUACAGGAGCUCCCAUCAUGAGACAAUUUAAAUAUGUACAUAGAUCUAAUCAAAUGAUUUCUUAUUUUAUACAUGGAACUCCAUUUUUUACUUCCUCUGAUGACCUGUCAAAAGAAAUGAAACAUAAACUACAUACACAAAGACCCACAGAGACUCCAGAUCAAAUAUAUUAUCAGUGUGGCAAAAUUCAGUGUUAUAGAGACCAAGGAUCAGUAAUUAGUCUUGGCAGAUUAAGAACUGAAGCCUAUUCGACAUUACUGAAAAUGAGAAAUCAGAGGUGGAUAGAAAGAGGAACAAGUGCCUUUGCUGUACAGUUUGUCCUUUAUAACCCUCCAACUAACCUAUUUACAAUGAUAUCACUACUAGUAGAAUUGCCUGCUUCAGGUGGUAUUGUUACUUCUUCAGCUAUAGAAUCUCUAAGAAUUUACCGCAUCACCAAUUUACUGGAUUAUUUCAUUAUGGCAUUUGAGAUGGUAUUUCUUUCCAUGGUACUUGUUUCUUUCUGCAUUCAACUGGGUACUGUUAUUCAGAAAAGCAUCAAAGCCUAUUUGCAAGACAUAUGGAACUAUGUGGAGGUAUCAAUAAUCGUGUUCAGCUUGUGUUAUUUCAUUAGCCGGUUCUACUAUUUCAUGUUUGUUGUUGACCUUGUUGAUCAUCUUCAGAGAGGAUUUUUCAGACAAUUCAUAAAUGUCAGCUUGAUUGCGGAUUAUGAAAAGUGGAUUCGGCAUUUGCAUGGGAUCAUUUUAUUUUUUAUGACAUUUAAGUUAAUAAAGAUGCUCCAUUGUUAUAGAAUGAUGGCUCCUUGUAUAGCUAAAUUUCACCGCUCUUGCUCCAGCUCAGCAUUUACCAUGCUCAUAGGAAUUGUGUUCAUGCUGUGCUAUUCAUCUUUGGGACAUAUAAUCAUUUCCUCUGAUCACUAUCCUUUCACUAGUGUGCUGCAGUGUAUCCAGAACACCUUUACACAAUUCCUAAGAAUCUAUAGACCAAAACAUAUAAAAAAAAUUAAUGUUCAGGUUAAAUGUAACCAAGCCUGGUUGGCUGAAGUGUAUGGAAUACUGUUUGCUGUUUUAAUACUUUUGUGGACUGGAAUGUUUAAAGGAGUCAUCACUUCAGUAGCAAAGUUUUCUAAAAAAGUACAUCGCAGCAAACAUUUUGUGACAUUUAAAGAAGUUGUAUCUCAUGCAAAAGGACUGAUCCUUUCAGUUGUUGAUCGACACAGACAGAAGAGCACCGACAGCAUUUCUAUAGCUGGAAAUAAUUACUAUUUUGAUGAAUUUGAAGACCUGAUAGAUGAGCUUCUGUUUCGACUAAAUGCCAUAUCAGACAGCCUCCAUCAUUCACUUCCUGCAAAAUCACAUAGUUACACUGAAGAGGAGGAUGAUCACAAUAACCUUGAUACUUGCUCUAAUUUCUCUUUUAAACAAACAACCACAGAGACUUGUUUCCAGUAUGAAGAUGUCAUGCAGCAUGAACAGUUGGAAAUGAACACAGUCAGUUUGGGAAGAGGAAUGUGCUGUGUUUCAUAUGAAUCUAAUAGGAAACAAAAAAAUCUGCCUCAUCAGCAACACCUGAAAAAUGUAUUUGGAAGUGUUUGUAAUAAUCUAGAGGAUAUUCAGAAAAUGCACAAUGACAGUACAGAAAGUAAUAGUCAGUGCCUAGUCAAGGCUGAACCAGAAAAUGGGCUGGAAAUUGGAAAACAUGGAUCCAUUUUAGGCUUAGCUCAAGAAGAGGUCCACACUGAACAAACAAAGGAUAUUUUUCCAAGCAAUCAGGGAGGACCCCCUGCUCGAACACACAGCACUCCGGGCUGGAGAAGUGACCGAGCCAGCCAACAUCCCAUCCAGAGCAGACAAAAGAGGUGGGAGGAGAGCUCGUCUGGCUUUGCCUCGCCACAGGAUGGGGUGGUGGCUUUUGUUGGAAGCGCCUGCUCAGAGCACGGAGGUGGUGGGGGUGGAUUCUACAAUUACUUCUGCUGA
This is a messenger RNA of Nanorana parkeri, 4384 nucleotides long. RefSeq names its product polycystic kidney disease protein 1-like 1. Gene Ontology annotation, cellular component: membrane. The transcript is spliced from 31 exons. Gene Ontology annotation, molecular function: calcium channel activity; protein binding; calcium ion binding. The record is from RefSeq and is a predicted model, not a curated record. Gene Ontology annotation, biological process: detection of mechanical stimulus. Lineage: Eukaryota; Metazoa; Chordata; Amphibia; Anura; Dicroglossidae. Bases 83 to 4384 code for a protein of 1433 amino acids.